This is a messenger RNA of Raphanus sativus (radish), 1972 nucleotides long. Its product is annotated as laccase-1. Bases 52 to 1809 code for a protein of 585 amino acids. Gene Ontology annotation, cellular component: apoplast. Lineage: Eukaryota; Viridiplantae; Streptophyta; Magnoliopsida; Brassicales; Brassicaceae. The record is from RefSeq and is a predicted model, not a curated record. Gene Ontology annotation, biological process: lignin catabolic process. Gene Ontology annotation, molecular function: copper ion binding; hydroquinone:oxygen oxidoreductase activity. The transcript is spliced from 5 exons.
UGAAGCUAAGAAAAAAACAAAGAAGAACAGACUUAUUUCUAUAUAAAGAAAAUGAAGACUUUCGGGUUUCUAAUGAUUUCGACCUUUCUGGUUCUUUUUGCAACUCUUCUCCCUUAUUGUUCGGCUUCAACCACCCGUCGAUUUCACUUUAAUGUUGAAUGGAAGAAGGUAACUCGAUUAUGCCACACUAAACAACUUUUAACGGUGAACGGACAAUACCCUGGGCCGGCGGUGGUGGUUCACGAAGGUGACACCGUAGAAAUCAAAGUGACUAACCGGAUUGCUCACAAUACAACUAUUCAUUGGCAUGGGUUAAGGCAAUACCGGAGCGGUUGGGCAGAUGGACCGGCUUACAUUACGCAGUGUCCAAUAAGAUCGAAACAAUCAUAUACAUAUAGGUUCAAAGUGGAAGACCAAAGAGGCACACUCCUUUGGCAUGCUCAUCACUCAUGGCAACGCGCCUCCGUCUACGGUGCCUUCAUCAUCUAUCCGCGUCAACCUUACCCAUUCUCCGGCAGCCACAUCCAAUCCGAAAUUCCCAUUAUUCUCGGUGAAUGGUGGAAUGAUGACGUAGACAAGGUAGAAAAGGAGAUGUUGAAAACAGGAGCUGGCGCUAAGGUUUCCGACGCUUACACACUUAACGGCCUUCCCGGUCCACUCUACCCUUGCUCUACCAAAGACACUUUCACGGCGAACGUGGACGCGGGAAAAACAUACAUACUCCGCAUAAUCAACGCUGCUCUAAACAACGAGCUCUUCUUCGCUAUAUCGAACCACACACUAACCGUAGUCGAAGUCGACGCGGUUUACACCAAACCGGUUCACACAAAAGCAAUCAUGAUCGCUCCUGGUCAAACCACCACCCUCCUCCUCCGCACCAACAACCAUCUCUCCGACGGCGGAGAGUUCCUCAUCGCCGCAACUCCUUACGUCACAUCCGUCUUCCCCUUCAACAACUCCACCACCGUCGGCUUCCUCCGCUACAACACCAACGACAAAACCAAACCGGCAAACCAUCUCAACAACCGACGCCGGUUAACCAAAACGACGCUGUCUACUCGCGCGGUGCUCCCUGACAUGCUUGACACGAAGUUCGCGACGAGAUUCUCCGACAGCAUCAAGAGCCUCGGGUCGGAUAAGUACCCCUGCAAAGUCCCGACCGCGAUCGACAAGCGCGUGGUCACCACGAUCAGCCUCAACCUCCAAAACUGCCCUGAGAAUCAAACUUGUUCCGGAUACGACGGGAAGAGAUUCUUCGCGUCGAUGAACAACGUCUCGUUCAUCAGACCCCCCAUCUCAAUCCUAGAGAGCUACUACAGGAAACAGAGCAGAGGUGUGUUCACGCUCGACUUCCCGGAGAAACCGCCGAGCAGAUUCGACUUCACGGGAGUCAACCCCGUGUCGGAGAACAUGAACACCGAGUUCGGGACCAAGCUCUUCGAGGUGGACUUCGGAGCGAGGCUGGAGAUCGUGUUCCAAGGGACGAGUUUCUUGAACGUCGAGAACCAUCCGCUGCACGUGCACGGACACAACUUCUUCGUGGUCGGGAGAGGGUUCGGGAACUUCGACGAAGAGAAGGAUCCGGUUAGGUACAACUUGGUGGAUCCGCCGGAGAGGAACACGAUCGCCGUGCCGACGGGAGGGUGGGCGGCGAUCAGGAUAAACGCGGAUAAUCCGGGAGUUUGGUUUAUUCACUGUCAUCUCGAGCAGCAUACCUCUUGGGGGUUGGCUAUGGGCUUUAUCGUUAAAGAUGGGCCUCUUCCUUCGCAGACUCUGCUUCGUCCUCCUCGUGAUCUUCCCAAGUGUUGAAGAGUGUUCGGCAAGGUAGGUCGUUUUUUAGAUACAAAUAAAUGGUUGUGUUUUUCGCUCAAAGGCUUUUGAGUGUUCAGCAAGUUAGGUUUGUUGUUUAGGGUUUUGCUUUAUGUAUUUGAGUGUUUAGAUAUAAAUAAAUGGUUGUUAUUUUCUUUCAAUU